AUGGAACACAAGGCAAUUCUCAAGGAGGAAGAGUUCUUAGCCAGCGCUGGAGAAAGAGCGGCUCUGGACCAAACCAUGCUGUCGACAGUGGAGUCCUUUGAAAUCAUGGAUCCAAAGCCCACGAAGAGAAAAGGGGUGAAGUGCUUCAUGGUCAUGGUGGUCACCUACCUGCUUCUGCUCUCCGGGGGCGCCGCGUUGCUGGUGAUGAGAGUUCUGAACCUGCAGGAGCAGCUCAGGGCCCUGGAGAGCCACCUGUACAAUGGAACAGCGGCCCCCGAGGACAGCUCGUUCUUCGCCUCUCUCCUGGUGGAGCGCACCCCUCGCCUGCCUGCAGGGGUUCUGAGGCUGCAGGACCUGCAGGCCCAGCUCAGCCAGGUCCACGCCCAGCAGGAGCAGCUGCUGUGGCAGGUGGACAACUUCACUCGGAGCCCAGAGCUCUUCCAGAUCAAAGGCGAACGAGGCGCUCCAGGCUCCCCGGGGCUCCAAGGCCCGCCAGGCGCGAGGGGACAGGCGGGCCUCCAAGGACCCCCGGGUGCUCCAGGGAAGCAAGGAGCCACUGGCACCCCAGGGCCUCGAGGAGAGAAGGGCAGCAAAGGCGACGGGGGACCGCUCGGCCUGAAAGGGGAAACUGGGGCUAAGGGAGACAAAGGAGACCUCGGCCUGCCAGGAAGCAAGGGGAACAUGGGCGUGAAAGGAGACAUGGGGGUCGUGGGACCCCCCGGAGCCCAGGGGAGUAAAGGUGACGCGGGGAAACCAGGCCCUCCAGGUGUGGCCGGAAUUCCUGGAAUCAAAGGAGAUCAAGGACCACCUGGAGCCCAGGGGCUUCAAGGCCCUCAGGGUGCAGCAGGAUCCCCAGGUGCCAAGGGUGAGCCUGGCAGCGCUGGCGCCACGGGGCCAAUAGGACCACCAGGGGUGCCCGGGAGUCCAGGAGCCGAAGGCAGGAAAGGAAGCAAGGGCGACACAGGACUUCAAGGACAGAAAGGAACAAAAGGAGAAUCAGGAGUCCCAGGACCUGCAGGCAUGAAGGGAGAAAGGGGCAGCCCAGGCCUGGCAGGACCCAAGGGUGCAUCUGGACCAAGUGGCCAAAAGGGAGACCCAGGAAUGAAAGGAUCUUCUGGGCCACAGGGAGCAAAGGGAGAAAAAGGUCAAAAAGGUGACUUGAUGUCAGCUGUCAGGAUUGUCGGCUCUGCAAAGCGAGGCCGAGCUGAAAUUCAUUACAGCGGUAUCUGGGGGACAAUCUGCGAUGAUGGCUGGGACAAUUCGGACGCCACUGUCUUUUGCCGCAUGCUUGGUUACACUGCGGGAAGGGCCCUUUUCAAUAUGCAACCUGGCUCUGGGACCAUCUGGCUGGAUGAUGUUUCAUGUCGAGGGACAGAGACAUCCCUGUGGAACUGCAACAAGAGUAAUUGGGGCAGUCACAAUUGCAACCACAAUGAGGACGCUGGUGUGGAGUGCAGCUGA
Molecule: messenger RNA, 1461 nt
Organism: Molossus molossus (Pallas's mastiff bat)
Lineage: Eukaryota; Metazoa; Chordata; Mammalia; Chiroptera; Molossidae
Gene: MARCO
Product: macrophage receptor with collagenous structure
Exons: 16
Coding region: 1-1461 (486 amino acids)
Cellular component (GO): membrane
Source: RefSeq, a predicted model, not a curated record